ACUCAAGCAGUCAGUCACUUGAAUGAGUUUUGAGGGAUUUUUUUUUUCUUCACUGGAAUAUAAAUGAUUAACUCUUAAUUGUUCUCUGUGUUGUGAACUACAGAUUGGGAAGUUCCAUGGCAAUGAAGUUUUAUCUCAAGCCUAUACUGCUGCUUGAUUCACUGAACAUUUUGCACCUACAUCUCUCAGGGUGCUUAGCCCCAGGCUCAAACUUCAGGUGUAGUCUGGUAAAUUAUGUGACUGGGUCCAAUAACCUGUGCCAUGGUUAAUUUUCCAGUUCUGAAAUGGUAAACACAAAAGAUUUGGAUUUCAAAGACCUCUCAAUAUGGGCACACAAAAUCCCCUGUAGUUACCUGUUGCCAGGUAUAAUGCAUCACUUGAGUCCAUGUAUUCAAAAUUCACAGUAAGUUUUCAUAUAAAAACAUCUGCAAGAAGAUGGUGUUGGCCUGUAUUCACCUGAAGGCAGAGAAGUGUUGCUGGAAAGACAAAUCUUCAGUUGCUAGACUGGGCAAACAGGGAAGUCACAUAUAGCUGUGAACUCCCAUGUCAUACUGAGUAAUUAUCUAGUGAACAACAUGUCAUCAAACAUGAGUUUACAGCCUAUGGACAGAUGUACCUAUCAUGGGUGGGGACAAAGGAAACUCACAUCAGUAGCUAUUAGUGCUGGGACUAUGCCUAGAAACAAACCCCAUUCCUGUUUCAGGAUUGCAUUGUCUAGGCAGCUGUCAAGAGAAGAAAGAAGUCCUAGGCUAAAUAACAGCAUGGGGCUAAAAGAAGGUCAGGAAGUAAUAAAUGUGGCAGUACCUGCAGGCUUCUUAAAGUGAAUGUGAAGAGGAUCUGUGUGUCAUAAAUCCCAACUGGAGCAGCUGCUGGUGAGCAAGCUCAGGCAGAGGGAAAGAGCAUGACUGUGUCUGACAGCAGUGACACCUGCCUGGCAGGUCACUGGUGGUGAGCAGUGACCAGAAGGAGCUGAAUGAGCAUCCUCUGAAUGACAGCUGUCCUGACAUGGUGUCCUUGGAAGGAGGGAGAAAAUGAUACACGCCCGGCUGUCUUGUGCCAUGACCUUCAUUGCUGUGCUCUUUCCCUGUGCUGGCAGUGCCAGUUCUCAAAUUCCCUGCUGAGCAGCGUAUACAUGGAUAGUCUUGAAGGUGAUGACUUUUUAUCCUCCUUUUUUUUUAGUAUUUCUUUUUUUUGCCUGUUUUUUCUUUGUCUUUUGUUCUGUAGUCUUCUCUUUUUUUUUAUCUCAUCUUUUUUUUUUUUUUCCUUUGCUUUAGAGGUUGUAUGUAUUUGUCUCUCUACUCAAACAUUUCAGUAGGUAUCACAGGGAGUCUGUGAAUUUGGAAAAAUUACCUAUUGGAAAUCAUUGAAACUCCCUUCCUCAGGAAGCAAACUUUCCUUCUGUAGCCUGAUGAUUUUUUUCCUUAAUACAGCCCUAAAUUUUUAGAUGAAAUGUGGACAACUUAAUGCAUCUGCUUUUUGGAAAAAUGGAACCACAAGCUGUUCACUUCCUAAGGAAAUAGAGGAAGUUGUGAGCAAUUAAAUUAGUCAUAAUGCAGACUUAAGGCAAGAGUUUGGUGCCUUUUGUUAAGCUGACCUGAGCUUUUAGUCACCUCAGAACUGCAGCUACAGGAAAAAGGAACUGCAGGAUUAAAGUAUCAACCAGCUAGGAGGUCUUUGAGGAAUAAAGUAAGAGCAUAAAUUGCAGCAGAAUAAAGUUAAUUCCCACACCAUUUAGAAGCCAUUAUCUCAGUGGUCAGGGACUAAUUUACUGAUAACUUGUUCAUGCAUUACAGGUGAAGGUGGUUUCUUUUCUUCUGUGUCAUCACAAUCCCCACCUUCAUGUCUCAUCCCAUUCUGUUCCCUGACCUGCUGAUUUGCAGUUCUUUGCACAUGUGAAAAAUCCUUGCAGAGUUUGACAGUAGAAAAUUUGUAGGAUUUUUUUUCUAUUCUGCACAGGUAAGUGGAUCUGUCAUCCCUCAAUGAUGGAUCAUCUGUCUCUCCCAUACUUUUCUAGUUAAAGAAAAACAUAGGAUCUUUAUUAGAACUAGAGAAAUAAAAGCUGAGAUUAAAAAUAACUUUAGGGAAUACAUAUAAGGCAAAUAAAGUUUUUUGCAUCAUUGCCAGUCUCUUUUUAGAUCAUAAUGAAGUCCUAGACAGGCAGAGAGUCUUCUUAAGAAUACAUUUUAAACUAUUAGGAAAAUGCAAAAUAAUGCAGGUCCAUGAGAGGGUUCCUGGGUUCAGAGGAGCAUGGUGCAGGAACUUCCAUGGGUUAAUUAAGAGAAGAUGAACCUCUUUGCUUUAAAUUCUUACUGAAGUUCUCUGCUUCUGUGCAUCUGCUGAAAGAAAAUGCUGAGUCUGACUGUGAUUCAGUAACACACCUUAGAGGUGCAGUACUCUAUCACCCUAUUCUAAAGCAAAUGGGGUAUUUCAAAAUACUUACAGAAAGAAAAAUUGAGAGAAACCCUCUAAUUAAUCAUCAGCUUCCUUCAUAUCUCCUUCUUAAGUGCUUCUUAAAUUAAUCCAGUGCUAUUUAAAUGUAGAUUCUCUCUGUGUCCAAGUCUGGUUUGCCUUUGACAGAGUUGGAGUAUAAAGGUAUGAUGGUCGUGCACAUGGAAUGUUUGACAAGCCUAGUCCAUAAAAAGCCCAUGCUGGCUCUUCCUCAGCUGGCUGACACAGUAAUGGGAAGGAGCCCAGCCUGUCAUUUAACUCAUCAUACCUCUGUUAUUGCUACAUCAGACUUUAUGAGCAGGUUGUUGGUGUACAGGUGUGUCAGAGUACCUAUCACUACAUGUGCCUGUAACACGUUUUUGUCCCAGGCUAGCUAGGGGCAUUGUGCCUCCAGGCAAGAGGAAGUCUGCUCACCUCAUACUGCCUUGUAAGCAGCAACUGGAAGGCCAUGGGGAACAGAAUUUGUUCUGGCUCACACUGCUUUCCUGACCAGACUGCCUGGCUCAGUGCCUGCAGAAGGAAGCAAAGCUGUAUAUUCCCUCUCCCAAGCACAAGACAGGCACAGCGGCUCGGUUGCUACUCCUUUGUAGGUCUCUGGGGAGAGCACACUUCCAGACUUCCUCUUACUCAAAUUACAAGGUUGCCCUUCAUUCCCAAGAGCCAAGAAAAAAGCUCAGUUUACAUGUGGUAAAAAAGAACUUGUAGAAGUUAUUUUUGAAGGGGCAGUAAAAAAAUCAGGAUUUGCAGUGGCUGCCCUUGAUGUUGCUACUGUAUUUGAAACAGCUGGAGCGUAGUCCUCCUCAUCAGACCCAGGGCUUCGUCGUGCACAGUUUAAAUGGGAAGGGAUUCAGACAAUAGGUUCACUUUCUUUGACUUUUCCCAGCUCUUUGGAGACACUAAAAAAGGCAAAGGAGCCAGUUGAGUGUCUGCAGCAGUUCAUCUUCCUCACUGCUGUGCUGUGGGGAUGGCAACAGGUGGGGAGAGAACAUGGGAGCAAAAAGGGUCUUGAGUGAAGCAGUCUUAGUGAGAAGAAAUCACAGGUGCAGGUUACCUGGGAAAACAGUUCUCUGUUAAUAUUGACUCAUAUAUACUUGCACAUAGUUUAAAAAAGAAAAAGAUAAUUCUAUGGCAAUGAAUGAUUAGUUCCUGCUGCUUUUGUAUUAGGAAGUAAUCAAGAAGACCUAGUUUUAUUUCUGGUUCUACCAUAAAAUUCCACUUAUUACUGGGGAAAAAUCUCUUAAAGUUUCAGUUCUCUCCAGAGAGAAAAGUGGGGGUGGGGAGGGAGAGAAAGGUGAUUCAACAGAUUAGGUAUUGGAAAUAAGUUAGAGGUUUUUUCAUCAGUAAAGGACUUUGGGAAUAUUGGUUAAUACUGUGGAGUGCAUUUUACUGUUUCAGCAUUUUCCUGUAUUUGCUCCAUGUGAACAGAAUAUAUUCUUCCUGGGAACCUGACUAGAAUAAAAAAGGAUGAAACUGUUCCUACUUUUGUCUCUGUUUGUGGCCUUUUGCAGCAUCAUUCCUGGGCUCUGGAAAGGCAGUGGGAUGCUUGCCUUUCUGUGCAAGAUGCACAGAUAUCUGCAGUAGAGGAACCAGCAUGUGUGUGGAAAAGACAAAUGAAGCAGCUUUCCAUGCCUUGAAAAUCUGACUCUUUGGUUUGCUAUUUAUAAAGGAUGGAGAGUUUCCAAAUACAAUAUGCUUGGUGAGCCACUGGCAAUAGCAGCUACAAGGCUGGUGGGAGCAGCCUCACACCCAGACACUCCCCUGGCCCGUGGCUGCCCUCUCAUCUGUCCCUCAAGCUACAGGGUAUGGAUUGGGCCCUGCACCCAUGGCUGAUCUGCUGUCCUGCACUUUCCCAAUGCCAAAGGGAAGACAGAAGCAUACCUAAGAAUUCAUAAACCAUGUCAAGUCUGCAGCUAUGAAUUCAGAAGGGCUGGAUGUGGAGGGUUGCUUUCAGGACCAGAAUUAACCUACCAGGUUCCAAGUGGCUGUGAGUUCUAUCAGCAGGAGGUUUGACUGGCUGUAGAGAGACCCAUCCGAAGACUAAUGGAUGUCAUUAUUAGUUACAUUGAGUCUUGUGCUUUGCCUAAAGCUCUCAUUACUGAACCUGUGACUCGUCAUUCUCAUAUCUUGAAAAAGAGCUGAAAAGGAGCUACUGGCUGUCACAGAGGAAGUAUGUCUUCAGUAGCAGUGCCAUUUUACCAGAGGAGGCACAAGCACUUUGAUCAGUCCUACCGCAACAUUCAGACAAGAUAUGUACUUGAGGAAUAUGCAGCAAGAAAGGCUGCUUCCAGGCAGGCUGCUUAUUAUGAAUCGUCUGGCUUGGGCAAAACCACAUGCAGACUCUGUGCCAGGAGGGCACGCACCUUGGCGCAUGAAGCAAUGCAGGAAUCCAGGAAAAGGAGUCAUGAGCAAAAGACUCAUGUAAGUGAUGAGAAAAGAAUCCGUUUUGCCAGUGAGUUGUCUGCUUUGGAAAAAGAGAUUCACACUGCCAGGCACCGUGCUCGAGAACAUCUGGACAGACUUGCUGUGCAAAGAAUGGUAGAAGAAAAUAUGGCUUUGGAAAGACAUAUAAUUGAAGAAAGAAUAAGUCGAGCCCCUGAAAUUCUAGUGCGCCUGAGGUCUCACACCAUCUGGGAAAAGAUGUCUGUGAGCCUUUGCUUUACUGUGCAAGGAUUUCCAACGCCUGUUGUACAAUGGUACAAAAAUGAGGAAUUGAUUUCUCCUGCAAGUGAUCCAACAAAGUACAGAAUUGAAAGCAAAUAUGGAGUACAUGUGUUACAUAUAAACAGAGCUGACUUCGAUGAUUCUGCAACCUAUUCAGCAGUUGCAACAAAUGUCCAUGGUCAGGCAUCAACUAAUUGUGCUGUGAUUGUGCGAAGGUUCAGAGAGGAGGAAGAGCCUCACCCAGCUGCAAUAAUGCCCUUCCACUUGCCCCUGUCAUAUGAUGUUUGCUUCACCCACAUUGAUGUCCAGUUUCUGGAGAAGUUUGGAGUCACUUUUGCAACUGAAGGUGAAACACUGACCUUGAAGUGUUCUAUGUUGAUCACUCCAGAGUUGAAAAGACUACGACCUCGUGCUGAGUGGUACAGAGAUGAUGUGUUGCUAAAGGACUCCAAGUGGACAAAGCUGUAUUUUGGAGAAGGCCAGGCAGCUCUUUCCUUUACUCAUCUGAACAAAGAUGACGAAGGUUUAUACACCCUGCGCAUGGUUUCAAGAGGUGGAAUCAGUGAAUGCAGUGCAUACCUGUUUGUAAGAGAUGCUGAUGCAUUGAUCGCAGGAGCACCAGGGGCACCAAUGGAUGUUAAAUGCCAUGAUGCUAACAGAGACUAUGUUAUUGUUACCUGGAAACCACCGAAUACAACCAGUGAGAGCCCCGUUAUUGGAUAUUUUGUUGACAAAUGUGAAGUAGGUCUGGAAAACUGGGUCCAGUGCAAUGAUGCUCCUGUAAAAGUCUGCAAGUACCCCGUGACAGGUCUUCAAGAGGGACGGUCUUACGUAUUCCGUGUGAGAGCAGUGAACAGCGCUGGCAUUAGCCGGCCCUCUCGAGCCUCGGAACCAGUUGCAGCACUUGACCCCGUUGACCUGGAGAGAACACAAACUGUUCAUGUGGAUGAAGGGCGAAAGAUUGUGAUCAGUAAGGACGACCUUGAAGGAGAUGUUCAGAUUCCAGGCCCUCCCACCAAUGUACAUGCUUCAGAAAUCAGCAAAACAUAUGUUGUACUCAGCUGGGAUCCACCUGUUCCCCGUGGCAGGGAGCCACUGACGUAUUUCAUUGAGAAGUCCAUGGUUGGCAGCGGAAGUUGGCAAAGAGUCAAUGCACAGGUUGCAGUAAAAUCUCCUCGCUAUGCAGUGUUUGACCUUGCAGAAGGAAAACCAUAUGUUUUCCGAGUGUUGUCAGCAAAUAAAAAUGGCAUCAGUGAUCCAUCUGAAAUCACAGAACCUAUUCAACCACAAGAUACUAUUGUUUUACCAUCUGCACCUGGUCAGGUGGUGGCCACAAGGAAUACAAAAACAUCAGUUGUAGUUCAAUGGGAUAAACCAAAACACGAAGAGGAUUUAUAUGGCUACUACAUUGAGUAUUCUGUGGUGGGAUCAAAUCGCUGGGAACCCAGUAACCAUAAACCUAUUAAAUAUAACAGGUUUGUUGUUCAUGGUUUGGAAACUGGAGAGCAAUAUGUCUUCCGUGUGAAAGCUGUGAAUGCUGUAGGAUUGAGUGAAAACUCGCAGGAGUCGGAGGCUGUAACAGUGCAGGCAGCCCUUACUUGUCCUUCAUAUCCUCAUGGUAUCACUCUUCUGAACUGUGACGGGCAUUCAAUGACCCUUGGCUGGAAAGCACCAACAUACAGUGGAGGCUCACCAAUCCUUGGCUAUUAUAUGGAUAAACGGGAAGCUAACCAUCAAAACUGGCAUGAAGUCAAUUCUUCCCUUAUUACCCGGACAAUUUACACGGUAGAGGAUUUGACUGAAGAUGCCUUCUAUGAAUUCAAAGUUGCUGCUGCAAAUCUGGUUGGAAUAGGUCAACCUUCAGAUCCCAGUGAGCAUUUUAAGUGUAAAGCCUGGACUAUGCCAGAACCUGGUCCUGCCUAUGAUCUCAUGAUAUGUGAAAUUAGAAAAACAUCACUAGUUCUUCUGUGGAAAGCUCCUGUGUAUGAAGGCAAAAGCCCCAUUACUGGGUAUUUAGUGGACUAUAAAGAAGUAGAUGCAGAAGACUGGAUCACUGCUAAUGAAAAACCCACUUCAAAGCGCUAUUUUAAGGUCACUGAUUUACAUGAGGGUCAUACCUAUGUUUUCAAAGUUCGUGCAGUGAAUGAUGCUGGGGUAGGCAAGUCAUCUGAAAUAUCUGAACCAGUGCUUGUUGAGGAACGGCCAGGAACAAAAGAAAUCUAUUCAGGUGUGGAUGAUGAGGGUAAUAUUUACCUGGCUUUUGAGUGCAAAGAAGCAACAGAUGCAUCUCAUUUUGCAUGGGGUAAAUCUUAUGAGGAGAUUGAUGAUUCUCAUAAAUUUAAGAUUGAAACAGAAGGAAAUCAUUCUAAGCUGUACUUCAAAAAUCCUGAUAAAUCAGACUUGGGAACUUACUCUAUCUCAGUUAGUGACACAGAUGGGAUUUCGUCCAGCUUCGUUAUGGAUGAUCAAGAGUUUGAACGUUUGAUGGCAUUAAGCUAUGAAAUAAAGAAUCCAACAAUACCACUGAAAUCAGAAUUAGCUUAUGAAGUUCUUGAUAAAGGAGAAGUUCGUUUCUGGAUCCAGGCUGAAAGCUUAUCUCCAGAUUCUACUUUCAGAUUUGUCAUUAAUGACAAAGAAGUCGAAAACAGUGACAGGCAUAAAAUAAAUUGUGACCGUUCAAAUGGCAUUAUAGAAAUGGUGAUGGAAAAGUUUACAAUUGAUAAUGAAGGUACCUACACAGUACAGAUUCAGGAUGGAAAGGCCAAAAACCAGUCCUCAUUAGUUCUCAUUGGAGAUGCAUUCAAGGGAGUAUUGGCUGAGUCUGAGCUCCAACGAAAGGAAUAUCUCAGAAAACAAGGUCCUCACUUCUCUGAGUUUUUGUAUUGGAAUGUUACAGAGGAAUGUGAAGUUUUACUUUCUUGUAAGGUUGCAAACAUAAAGAAGGAAACUGAUUUUAAGUGGUAUAAGGAUGGUUCUGGGGUUGAUGUUGAGGAGCUGCCUGAUCUGCAGAAGGGAGAAUGUCACCUCAGUAUUCCCAAGCUGUCUCGCAAAGAUGAAGGAGUUUAUAAGGCGACACUAUCAGAUGAUAGAGGUCAUGAUGUAUCUUCUCUUGAAUUAGCAGGAAAAGUUUAUGAUGAUAUAAUUCUAGCAUUGAGUGGAAUGAGUGGUAAGUCAGCCUCUCCACUGAAGAUUCUUUGCACUGAGGAAGGAAUAAGGCUCCAGUGUUUCUUGAAAUACUACAAUGAAGAAAUGAAAGUCAGCUGGUGCCACAGGGAAUCUAAGAUUUCUUCUGGUGAAAAGAUGAAGAUUGGAGGUGGAGAAGAUGUUGCCUGGUUGCAGAUAAGUGAACCCACUGAAAAGGAUAAGGGGAAUUACACCUUUGAAAUCUUUGGUAGCAAGGAAUCCUACAAACGCACACUUGAUCUGUCUGGACAAGCUUUUGAUGAGGCAUAUGAAGAGUUCCAGCGACUUAAGGCAGCUGCUUUUGCUGAGAAGAAUCGUGGUAAAGUCAUUGGUGGUUUGCCUGAUGUUGUUACUAUAAUGGAUGGGAAGACACUGAAUCUGACCUGUACUGUAUUUGGAAAUCCUGACCCUGAAGUGGUUUGGUUCAAGAAUGACAAGGCCUUUGAAAUUGAUGAGCACUAUGCAUUUUCACUGGAACAAGGGAAGUACGCCAGUUUAACCAUCAAGGGGGUGACUUCAGAAGAUUCAGGCAAAUACAGCAUCCAUGUCAACAACAAGUAUGGUGGGGAAACAGUGGAUGUCACUGUAAGUGUGUACAGACAUGGUGAAAAAAUGCCUGAAAUUAAGCCUGGUCAACUUGCUAAACCCAGACCAAUACCACCAUCAGAAGAAGUCCUCAAACCUGAGAGCAAAUGAAGAUUCUGUAGCAAGUAAAGUUUCACCCUGUGUUUGACAAACAUAAUAGAAUACAUGAGCUGUAUUUCAGCUAUUGGCACACAAAAUUAAUUGUUAAUGUCCAAAGGAAAACUGAGUUUUUAAAUUUGCUUAGGGAGGUAGCUGUGCUGUGGUGCUGUACACAUCUGCAACAAUCUCAUUUUGAAUGCAUAUAAUAGAGUAGGACUUGCAAACAGUUAAAAGACAAAUUCCUGACAGGGGUUCCCAUAUGAAAUGGCAAGUUUCAAAACCUACAAACCUACAGUAAACUUUCAUUUUCACACGUGUCAACCCUCUGCAAAAAAACUCCGAAGUCCAAGCAACCCAACAGGCCUCUGAGAACAAAUGUCCCAUCAGUAAAGGUAGUGAACUGCUGUUAGAUAGAUAUUCAGAGAUGGUCCUUUUGGCUUUGAAGUCCUUAGUCCUGUAAGUUCAGUGAAUAGUCUUGCUUCAGUAGUGAUACUCUUGUUCUAUCAAUAGUGUGACUUUAGUAGACAUUUGCAAAUGUCCACUCUUUACUGACUGAACCAUAGGUCACAUGGUUGUACUUUGUUUUUCCUGCUUUGUGCUAAUAAAACUUUAAAAGUCACCUUCGCUACUCACUACUCCAAAUCAUGCCUAACUAGUUCUAUUUACUCUUCUUCAUUGUUGAAUUAUUGCUUAUUGCACAAUUUCACAGCUGGUAGCAUGCAGACUAUCAACUUUCAAUAAAGAAUGCAAAUUAUGGUUAAUCACAGUCACUGGGUGGCACUUGCAACAUUAAUUUUACUUUAUACAAUACAGGUCAAGCUUAAACUGGCAACAGAAGAUAUGUACACAAUUCAGUCACCUAAGAUAAUUAUGUCUUUGAUUCUCCUCUCAGUGAAUAGAACAAGGGAACUCCUCCAUGGGUGAAGUGAUGUUCUUCUAGGCAAAAUUUUCAAUACAUUCUUAUUGUGAAACAUUCAAAUAGGAUGGGCGCCAGUUGCUGAUGUAUCCCUCAUACAAUACAUAAUUGAGUGUUUGCGGGGAUGGCUUGUUGGGAUCAAGCUCCCUGUUCAAUAAAAAAAAAACCUAUGUACCCAGAAGAAGUCUUGCUCUUUGUUAUGCAGCUUCCAGCAAAGAGUUCUAAUGGUGAUAGACACUUGUGAUAGACACUGAAGGCAGCUCUCCUCUCUUGUGGCUUCUUGCAGUCUCUAGGAUAAAUGAGAUAAAAAGGGAGCAUUGUGGGAGAUGGGAGCUUGGAAGAGGGGUCACGUGAAGAAAUGGCACUGCAAAAUCUUCACUGAAGAAACUGGAUAAAAGUGUUUGGCUCAAGUAUACAGACUAGAAAUUUGUGCUUGGGGUCACUGCUGAAAGCUGGUGCUGAGUCUCUCACUCUGAGUUUCAGCUUCUGAACUUAAGUGUGGGAAAUAUAGAAACAAUUGUUCUGACUUCUCUCCC
Molecule: messenger RNA, 10428 nt
Organism: Passer domesticus (house sparrow)
Lineage: Eukaryota; Metazoa; Chordata; Aves; Passeriformes; Passeridae
Gene: MYOM2
Product: myomesin 2
Exons: 41
Coding region: 4618-8988 (1456 amino acids)
Molecular function (GO): protein binding
Source: RefSeq, a predicted model, not a curated record